AUGGCUUGGGGCAAUCUCUGGAUGGUUCAGGAGGUGGUGGACUUAGUGUCCAAGAAGAAGCCCGAGUUCGUGUUUUUAAUGGAAACGAUGGUUGACGGGAGCCAUGCUGAGAGGCUCCGUGUAAAGCUGGGUUUUGAGGGGUGUUUUGCGGUGGAUAGUGAGCGUCAGAGGGGUGGAAUGUGUUUUUUAGGGGCAAAGAAUAAUUGUGCACGUUUGAUUAAGUAUUCGCACAAUCAUAUUGUUUUAAAGGUGUCAUUAUCGAAUAGGCCACUUUGGAGGUUAACGUGCUAUUAUGGGUAUCCGCAGAGAGACAUGAGGAGGGUUGCAUGGGAUUUCAUAAGAUCUCUCAGGGGGGUGACUGAUCUUCCCUGGGUAGUCUUGGGGGACUUUAAUGAUUUGUUGAUGCAGACAGAUAAGAGGGGAAGGUUGCCACAUCCGGAUGGUUUGAUUGAGGGUUUUGGUGAGGCUUUGGAUGACUGUGGUUUGAUGACGCUGCCCAUGAUUGGUUAUCCCUUCACGUGGGAGCGUGGUAGAGGGACUGCUCGCUGGGUAGAGGAGCGUUUGGAUAGGGUGGCGGCGAAUAUGGACCGGCUUGAGGAGUAUGACAGGGCGAGAUUGUUUAAUAUUCGAACUAACUCGUCGGAUCAUAACGCACUAUUUCUGGAUAUAUGUGGGAUGGUUCAUGUUCCAAGGUCCCGGGGCUUCCGGUUUGAGAAUGCGUGGCUUCUGGACGGUGGUUGUAGGGAGGUGGUUGAGAGGGAGUGGGCCAGUACGGCUAGACUUGAUGUAUGUGGUCGGGGUAUGAGGAGGUGCGGUGGGGACCGCUAUCAUAGAUAUGGUAAACGGAUAGAGGGUAUCCAAAAGGAAAUGAAUGCCUUACGAGGUGGCCGUGACCCUGUUUCUUUGGCUUACGAGGUGGCCGUGAGCCUGCUUCUUUGGCUCGGUUUAGGCAGCUUGAUGAGCAGUUGGAAUGUGAUCCUGAAGCUAAAAGAUGAUAAUGGUGUUUGGAGGGAGAGUAGUGCUUUGGACUCGGUGGUUACCAGCUAUUAUAAGCAUAUCUUUGCAUCGGGCGGAAGUCCAGGGGUUUUCAAUGUGGAUACCAUGCGGUCGUGUGUAACCAGGGUACAGAAUGAGGAUUUGUUGCGACCUUUUGAGCCGGAUGAGGUGCGGAAUGCUUUGUUUUCUAUGGGCAAGGAUAAAUCCCCGGGACCGGACGGCAUGAACCCAGGCUUCUAUCAGUCCUUCUGGGAUGUUAUUGGUAAGGAUGUUACUGAUAUUGUUCUUCAUUGUUUAUCUGAGAAGUCUUUUCCUGCUAAUUUGAAUGAUGCCAAUACUGUCUUGAUUCCAAAGAAGUGUUCCCCUGUGUCUGUGUCUAAUUUAAGGCCAAUAGCUUUAUGUAAUGUGCUGUUGAUCUCAGAUAAUAUACUUAUUGCAUAUGAGGUUGGUCAUUAUUUGAGGAGGAAACAGUUGGGGCAGGUUGGUUGGGCAGCCUUAAAGCUGGAUAUGGCUAAGGCUUAUGAUAGGAUGGAGUGGCCUUUUGUGCGUCAGAUGAUGAUUGGUUUGGGUUUUGAUGACAAAUGGGUUCAGUUGGACUCACAGGCUAAAGGGCUUUUACAUGGGUGUAGAGUGGCCAGGGGGGCUCCAUCGAUCUCACACUUGUUUUUUGCAGAUGACAGUCUGCUUUUCUUUAAAGCUAAUCUCCAGGAAGCAUUGGAAGUGAAGAAAUGUCUGGGAAUUUAUGAGUCUUUCUCAGGUCAGGCGGUUAAUUUCCAAAAGUCAAGUAUUACGUUUAGUCGUAAUACAGUUGUGGAAGAUAGGGAUCUUGUGGCGGAUGCUUUAGGUGUUGGCCAAGCUGAUGAUUUUGGAAAAUAUCUUGGUUUGCCUUCUGUUGUAGGCAGGAAUAGGAAAGCGGUUUUUGCCUAUGUUGAGCAGAAGCUGAAGCAAAAGUUUGGCUCGUGGAAUAAAAGACUGUUAUCCAGGGCUGGAAAGGAGGUGCUUUUGAAAAGUGUUGCUCAGGCAAUGCCCACCUAUACGAUGACCAUUUAUUUACUUCAUAAAACUUUAUUUAAUGCCUUAGAAAGAUUGAUGAAUAGGUACUGGUGGGGGCAGAAAUGCUCAGAGGGUAGCAUUCAUUGGAUGUCCUGGGACAGAAUGUGUGUGCCAAAGAAGUUUGGAGGUUUGGGUUUUAAGCGCCUGCACGAGUUUAAUCUUGUGUUUUUGGCUAUACAAGGGUGGCGUUUGCUAACCAACCCGGGGUCUCUAAUGGCUUGGGUUUUCAAGGCCAGGUAUUACCCUACUACUACGUUUUAUGAGGCUUCUAUGGGUGGUAACCCGAGUUACGCGUGGAGGAGUAUUUUCGCAGGUCAGGCUUUGCUCAGAUCUGGAUGCAGGCGUAGAAUUGGUAAUGGCAGGACCACAAGGGUUUGGUCUCAUCCUUGGCUCCCUGAUGCACAUGAUCCCUAUGUGGGACCUAUUCAACCGGGUUUGAAUCAGGACCUUCUUGUUUCUAACCUGAUUGAUAAUUCCACCAAUGGGUGGAAAGAUGAUUUUAUUCAACAACAUUUUGCCCCACGAGAUGUGCUGCUCAUCAAAUAG
This is a messenger RNA of Ipomoea nil (Japanese morning glory), 2595 nucleotides long. RefSeq lists its product as uncharacterized. Bases 1 to 2595 code for a protein of 864 amino acids. Gene Ontology annotation, molecular function: catalytic activity. The transcript is spliced from 4 exons. The record is from RefSeq and is a predicted model, not a curated record. NCBI's taxonomy places the organism in Eukaryota, Viridiplantae, Streptophyta, Magnoliopsida, Solanales, Convolvulaceae.